GACAGAGCUGUCUGUGUUUCUGUCCUUGAAAGCAUGGGCUUCAGGGUGGGACAAGGACUCAUUGAGAGGUUGACGAGGGACUCUCCGAGCUUCAAGGAUGAGCUGGACGUAAUGAAGUUCGUCUGUAAAGACUUCUGGACAAAGGUGUUCAGGAGGCAGGUUGACAACCUCCGGACAAACCAUCAGGGCACCUAUGUUCUGCAGGACAACAAGUUUUCUCUGCUGACUCAGCUCUCCAGUGGAAAACAGUACCUGGAUCAGGCUCCUAAGUACCUUGCUUUUUCCUGUGGCAUUGUGAGAGGAGCUCUGUCUAACCUAGGCAUGGACAGCGUGGUGACGGCGGAGGUCUCUGUUAUGCCAUCCUGUAAGUUCCAGGUGGUGAUCCAAAAGUUUUGACGUGACCCUCUCUGCUACCCUGGUGCUGAUGAACAGGACCCUGUGGGGGUCUGUUAAUCCUAAAGAGAGGAUAGUAGUUCUGUCCUGAUCAACCACAGAGAGAAUCAAACACCACCAUGAUUUUCCACAACUGGGUCAAACAGGACUCGCCAGGUUCUGCUGACAACCAGGUACCCCUGACUGGGCAAAAAAGGGUUAGCCAGGGCUUAUCCUUUACCUGUGGUACUCUGAUACAGAACAAGAUUUGUUUUAUUGCUUUUUUUGGCAUCUUGGUUUUUGAUAGACGUUAUUUUCCAUUGGAGCAAAUUGAAUAAUUAGAAAUAUUGAAGUUCUCAACUUAAGUUUUCACUAAAUAAGCGGCGCCUGGCCUUGACCGAUUGAAAAGAAAUAUUGACUGUCAGUGGCUGUGAAUACAAUAUUGUGAAUAUGAAUGUAUAGUGAAUCACAUGGUAAUGUAGUAUUGUUUGUAAUGUGUUGCAGUGUUAAGUCCCCAGAUCGAGAGGAGAGUGCUUACUAAAAAAAUAUUGAAAAUGAUUAAAAAAAAUCAGCGGAAUUUCAGAUAAGACGUCCUUUGUUUUCCUAUUUAAGGACUAUCAACAGCCAUACGUUGUAGUUUAGCAUCCAUCCAAAUAAUAGCUAGCGAGCCUUUGAAAAUCAUUACAUCUGGCACAUCAGAUUUAUUAUUCAACACUUGUUUCUGUGCGGACACACUGAGCAGCUGUAACCAGCUCCUAGUGCUUUGCUCUGCCUUGUAGCAGAUUGCCUUUAGGAGCUGGGUGUUUCAUGAAUGCUGGUUUAAAUUCAGUCAGUCGGUUAAUUUGAAGGCAAAAUGCCAAUAUAGAAUGAGUCAUUGGUACAGGAGACUUUAGUUUAAUUAUAUGUUAUUAAAUAUUAUAACAGUUUCAAGGCCUGGCUUUUCUACAAAUUUGAAAGUGGCAUCUACCUAGUGAGCAUCAGUCUGUAUUUCUCUAUAGCCAUGUCACAGUUGACCACUCAAAGUGAGCUUAUAGGUUAUUGUUUUUGUACCAAGAUGUACAUUUGUUGUCCUUCGUACAGCAUUGAUAUGUGAACAUAUUGUAUUGAGAUUUACAGUAGCAUACAGUAAAAUGCAAAUGUGAUUAAAUCAUGUUUUUAAGGCUAAUAAUUUCACAUGGAUAUCUGGGUUACAUUUACACCUUGCUUUGUAUAAAAGUCUCCUCAAAUAUGAAUCCUACAAGAGCUGUGAGGCCGUACGUAUGUGCUGUUUAUUUAUUUUAUUUUUUUUUCAUUUUCAACACCACAAAAAGAAGGUCUGUUGAACGAGAACACAACACAAUGAUACCUUGAUUAUGAAAUUCACCUCUCUGGUAGAUGCUGUUGCCUCUUUGUGCCACAAGAGGGCCACAUAAAGCUGUCGUUUUCAUGUUUGUUGCUUUACCAGUUUCCCGAUUCACCAUUUUGGCAAGUUAUGUCCAGUGUCUCCAAUUCAGUUCUAGCUUGUUCUCUCAAACCUCUAGUUUAUCGUUUUCACGUACUCCCAGUGUUUGUCUGGGAGAAAUGAGAACCCAUAGUUGAACUAACUGGGCUAUUCAGUGCCAUGAAAAACGCCCUUGUGUAUUUAUUUGCAUGAUGUUUUGUUUGACAAAAUGACAUUGAAGUUAUUAGAAAUAUUUUGUCACCACAGCGUCUUCCAUUAAUUCUUCAAAUAUUUGUUAUUGAUAUAAUAAUUCAUUCUAUUUUCCAACAUGGUAGUUUAAUUCCUAAGAGAACUGUUUAGUUAUAAUGUUCUUAUGUAAAUAGUGUGUGUUACUUUGCCUUUUCUCCUCUUUAUUACUGCAUAACAACACAUUUCACUGUGUACACCAGCAACAGCAGGUCCAUUUCCCAUCAUCCCUGCUUAAGUUAUUAAUUUUUCUUUCAUGUUGUUGAUCCAUAUCAUGAGCUUGGCAUUAAGAGGUCCUACUGUAUGUGAGCGUACUGCACUUCUGAGAUAUUCACUAUCAAAAGUUUUGUCCCAGAAGGCUUAAACUGUAACUUUUCAAGAGAACCUUUAGUUAGGGUUUACCGUACGCUUACCCAGGCUCAGUCAGAUCCACCAUCAUAUUUGGUAGAAUAUUUUACACUUUAAUGAAAAUCCAGAGGGUUAAUAUCUGUAUUUACAUUUUGCUAUGGCGCCACAUUGACAGUAUUGCAGUCGCUGAUGGACUAUGGUGCUCAGUCUGCUUUUAUUUUUGUCUCUGCUCUAAUAAAGUACCCUUGACUGUGUUCCAGUAUUCCACUGCCAUCAGUGUAAUAGUUUUACAAAAUAAAGGUCGUUACAUGUAACUUUA
Molecule: messenger RNA, 2705 nt
Organism: Morone saxatilis (striped sea-bass)
Lineage: Eukaryota; Metazoa; Chordata; Actinopteri; Moronidae
Gene: trappc6bl
Product: trafficking protein particle complex 6b-like
Biological process (GO): endoplasmic reticulum to Golgi vesicle-mediated transport; regulation of GTPase activity
Cellular component (GO): TRAPP complex; trans-Golgi network; cis-Golgi network
Source: RefSeq, a predicted model, not a curated record